Messenger RNA from Arabis nemorensis, 825 nucleotides. The record is from the annotation of a GenBank genome assembly. NCBI's taxonomy places the organism in Eukaryota, Viridiplantae, Streptophyta, Magnoliopsida, Brassicales, Brassicaceae.
AUGAGUCAUCAUCACCGGCGAGAUUCCGGCGGAGAUGUAGUUCACGUAAUACCCACAAACAAUCCUCCUCCACCGGAGAAUUGGUUUCCUAAUCUCGGCGAUAGUGCCGUUUGGGCAACGGAAGAUGAUUACAAUCGCGUCUGGGCAAUGAAUCACGACGGCGAUAACGGACCUCCGAACAAGAAGUCUCGAGGCUCACCGUCUUCUUCAUCCACCGCCGCAACUACCUCCGCGAGCAAUCGUACUAAAGCGAUUGGUAAAAUGUUCUUCAAGACGAAGUUAUGUUGUAAAUUCAGAGCUGGGACUUGUCCGUAUGUAACGAAUUGUAAUUUCGCUCAUACUGUUGAGGAGCUUCGUCGUCCACCGGCGAAUUGGCAGGAGAUUGUGGCGGCUCAUGAGGAAGAGAGGACGCCUGAGCCGAGAGAGGAGUUUCAGAUACCGUCUUUGGUAUCGUCGUCGACAGAGAGUGGGAGAUCUUUUAAAGGGAGGCAUUGUAAGAAGUUUUAUACUGAAGAAGGUUGUCCUUAUGGAGAAAAGUUGCAUAGAUUUGGUGGAGGACUUGUAGAAGGAGAAAGCAAAGAUGGAGUAUCGCCCAAUGCGGACAUAAAGCAAACAGGACCAAACCCAAAAGGACAUUCCGACACAACACCACUUAUAUCUCCAGGAGUUCCUCAUCACACAGAUGCUAGUUACCAUGGUGGAGUCGCGCUGCAACGAGCAUCUAGUGCGGUUACGCAGAAGCCCGGCAUUAGAACUCAUCAGAAAUGGAAAGGACCGGCGAAAAUCAGUCGGAUAUACGGUGAUUGGAUCGACGAUAUUGAAUAA